Molecule: messenger RNA, 793 nt
Organism: Nasonia vitripennis (jewel wasp)
Lineage: Eukaryota; Metazoa; Arthropoda; Insecta; Hymenoptera; Pteromalidae
Gene: ND-B15
Product: NADH dehydrogenase (ubiquinone) 1 beta subcomplex, 4, 15kDa
Exons: 4
Coding region: 227-592 (121 amino acids)
Cellular component (GO): mitochondrion
Source: RefSeq, a predicted model, not a curated record
GUAUGAUGGGACUACUGAUAUGUAUACAGUAUAAUGGGAAAAACUAUAGCUACGUCAAACCGAAGUAAAAAGCGAAAAGCCAUGAAAAAAUUUCAGGACUCUUCAAAACCAACUGCGCAGCUUUUUCUGCGCAGUCAGCCGUCAACAGUAUACCUAUACAGCUCUUUACAGCAGCGAUAGAAGGAGAAUUUUUUUGGCUGCAUCUUGGGUUGAAAACUUAUGGAAAAUGAGUAACAAAAUUACUGGGGCAGAUGAAAUUUAUGAUGUAUCUGCCCGAGAAAGAGAAGUGAUAGAAUGGAAAGCAAAAAGACGUUUAGAAUUACGUAAUCUAUAUUUGCGAGAGAAACAUAAUCCAAACUCUCCCCACGUAGGCCAUAUAUUUGAUCCAGCUGUUCAACGACAUUAUUCAACUCUUUUUUGUAAAGAGCAAUUCUUUAGACCAACAGUCAAGUCUUUCUUGUGGAAUGUUGUAGUUCUCGGUGGAAGCAUGUUUUUGUUAGGUUGGCGUGUUAAAAAGUUUAGAGAUGAAAAAGAACAUAGAUUUGCCACUGGUCAAGUGAGUUACAGGGACAGAGAGUGGAAAUUCGUAUAAAGUAAUUAUUACAUUUGAAAGCGUAGAUAUCAUUACAAUAAAAAUACUGUUGAUUACAAAAAUAUUGUUUUUAAUUUCUUGAAAAAUAACAGCCAUUGAAUUCAUCUCAAUUUGUUCAAUGUAUGUAUGAUCAUUUGUAAACUAUAAUAUAUUAUGUAUUGAAAUAUGGAGAAUUAAUAUGAAUACAACCAUUGAAUGAAA